CCGUUAUCAUUCAUCCUCCACAUCAUCAUGAUGCUGAGCUGAGACCACCCUGUUCCUCUUCCUAUUGCUUCUGUACCUGACUAGACUUCCCUUCCUUUUCAUCACACACCAAACGCAACCAUUUCCCCCUUUUCGAAAUUACAACCCCUCUCUUCUCUUCCUCAAUUUCCCCUUAUUUUUAUUCCAUCACUUUACCGUCACCCCUCUCUCUCUCUCGAUUCAUCCUUUCAUUUCGCCGGUCAUUCAAAUCUGCAAAUAGCGUAUUGAGGCGGCAUACGGAUAGGGUAAGUGUUAAUUUCGAGGAUUAUGGAACGACGAGGCGUGAUUGAAUGAAGCUAAAGGCUUAGGUAUGGAUGAAGAAUUGGUUGCUGGGCCCACAGAAUUAGAGAUUGACGAGGAUUCAGAGCACCAGGGCAAAGAAGAUAGGUAUGCGUUAAACACAAAAAUCUUAAAAUCUCAAGAAAUCCCUAGAGCUGUUAAGGGGGAAUAUGAUGAACUCGUACAAGGUAAAAACGUUGCAGAAGCAUCACAGCAUCCGCAUCAAAGCCUUUUUAGGGAUGUUGAAGAAUUAACUGUGAAAAGUUACAAUGGUUCUACUUUGGAUAUUGGUACAUCCAGCAACCGACAGCAGAUUUAUAAUAAUAAGCAGAAUCGUUGGCUGAAUCUUUCUCAGGUAGGGAGCCAUUCAGGGCUUGGAAACGCUGUCCAGGAGGAUGCUGAUGCUGCUGGGUCCACAUCUUUUGCACAGCUACUAGCUAGAAAAUCACUCAGUGAUGGUCACACCAAUGUUAUUGAACGCUUGGAAGAUUAUGAGAAUAAAGAGAUUGCAGCUGAUGUUCAUGGACAAAUUCGGACGAAAAUUAUAUCCAAUUCUGGAUUUGCUGAGUAUUUUAUUAAAAGUACCUUGAAGGGUAAAGGUAUCAUAUGUAGAGGUCCAUCUUCUGAUGUCCUCGCCGUUCAGUCUAGAGAUAAAAAUCAGAUGAAGACUGGCACUGAUACUGAUCAGAAACCGAUGAAGACUGCCAUUGAUAUCGGUGAGAAUAAGAUGAAAGCUGGCAUUGGUACAGAUCAGUAUCAGAAGACUGGCAGCGAUAGUCCGUGGAAGUCUACCAUAUCGGCAAGCUGUGAUUCCAUAACUGCAAAGUGUCCCUCUUAUAGUAGUUCUGUGCAUAGACCAGGAGGAUUUGGCUAUGGUGGUGUAACUUUGAGAGAAUGGUUGAAAUGUGAACAACACAAAGCAAGCAAAGUGGAGUGUUUGAAUUUAUUUAGAAAGAUUGUGGAUUUAGUGGAUGAUUCUCACUCUCAGGGAACUGCAUUGAACAACCUAUAUCCAUCUUACAUAAAAUUAUUACCAUCAAACCAAGUCUUGCACAUCGGGUUACCUAUACAAGAGCAGAUGUCAGAUAGUGUUGUGAAUUCUGAAGUUCUUCACUUAAAUGAAUCUUUAAGUAGUAAAAGGCUGUCAGAGCAAGUAACAUUUCCUUCUCAUGACAUGGUGUCAAAGAAACAAAAAUUUAAUGAAGGUGUGAGAAUAUCUGGGAGUGAUUCAUGUCUUGAAAAUGCUAGUGAUAGAAAAGCCCGUACAGUUGGAUCACAGGAUUAUUGCAAUGAAUAUGAAGAGGAUAUCCAAUAUUCCAAAUAUAAUAUUAGGAGGAUGUCUAGCGUCCCUCGCGUAUCCAGUGCAGGUCGGUCACCGUUAUCUUUAGGUGAAAAAUUGGAAGAAAAGUGGUAUGCAAGUCCUGAGGGGGGAUGCACAACAACAUCAAAUAUCUACUGCUUAGGUGUCCUCCUUUUUGAGUUACUUGGCCAUUUUGACUCUGAAAGAGCUCGAAUUGCAGCAAUGUCUGAUCUUCAACAUAGGAUUCUUCCUCCGGUUUUCCUUUCAGAAAAUCCUAAGGAAGCUGGCUUUUGUCUCUGGUUGCUGCAUCCGGAACCGUCAUCACGUCCAACAACUAGGGAAAUCCUACAAUCUGAAGUGAUCAAUGGAUUGCACGAGUUGUAUAAUGAGGAGUUGUCAUCAAAUAUUGAACAAGAUGAUGUAGAAUCAGAACUGUUACUGCAUUUCCUUGCCUCACUGAAAGAGAAGAGGCAGAAGGAUGCCUCCAAAUUAGUAGAAGAAAUUAAGUGUUUGGAAUCAGAUAUUGAGGAGGUGGAGAGGAGGCAUGACUCUUCGGAUCUAUCUGACUCACAGAAUAAUUACUCUUGUCAGAGAAAGAUUGGAGAGGAACCUCUUAGUUUAGAAAUGCUAAACUCAGUAUCCAUAAUGUCCAAUUCAAAUGAUUUAAGAUUGUUGAGAAAUAUGUGUCAUCUUGAAAGUGCUUACUUCUCCUUGAGAUCCAAAGUUAGGCCCUAUGAAACAGAUGCUGCAACUCACCCUUAUAAUAAUUUACUAAGAUGCCGUGAGAACUGGCAUGUGGCACAAAAAGGUGAGGAACAUGCUGAAAAGAAAGAUUCUUUAGGAACCUUCUUUGAUGGUUUGUGCAAGUAUGCACGUUAUAGCAAGUUUGAAGUACGGGGUGUACUUAGAAAUGCAGAUUUUAAUAAUCCUGCAAAUGUAAUAUGCUCUCUGAGCUUUGAUCGGGAUGGAGAUUACUUUGCUUCCGCUGGAAUAUCCAAGAAAAUAAAAGUCUUUGAUUUUAAUGCACUUUGCAAUGACUCUAUUGAUAUCCAUUAUCCUGUAUUUGAGAUGUCAAAUGGAUCGAAGCUCAGCUGUGUUUGCUGGAAUAACUAUAUCAAGAACUAUCUUGCCUCCACAGACUAUGAUGGUGUAGUGAAGCUAUGGGAUGCUAGCACAGGUCAAGAGUUCUCUCAGUUAACUGAACAUGAGAAAAGGGCAUGGUCUGUUGAUUUUUCUCCAGUAUGCCCAACAAAAUUAGCCAGUGGAAGUGAUGAUUGCUCUGUCAAACUGUGGAACAUCAAUGAGAGAAACUCUCUAGGCACAAUCGGGAAUGUUGCUAAUGUCUGCUGUGUUCAAUUCUCUGCUCAUUCUUCUCACUUGCUGGCUUUUGGAUCUGCCGAUUACUCUACAUAUUGCUUUGAUAUUCGCAAUCUUAGAAGUCCCUGGUGUGUAUUGGCUGGGCAUCGUAAAGCUGUGAGCUAUGUCAAAUUUUUAGACUCUGGAACACUUGUUUCUGCAUCUACUGAUAAUACAUUAAAGAUCUGGGAUCUCAGUAAAACCUCUCCUGUGGUUCCAUCUGCCAGUGCUUGCACCCUAACGUUGUCAGGGCAUACUAAUGAGAAGAAUUUUGUGGGUUUGUCGGUUGCUGAUGGAUAUAUUGCAUGUGGUUCAGAAACAAAUGAGGUUUACUCCUACUAUAAAUCGCUUCCCAUGCCAAUCACUUCGCACAAGUUUGGGUCUAUUGAUCCCAUAUCUGGUAAGGAUACUGAUGAUGACAAUGGCCAGUUUGUUUCAAGUGUGUGCUGGAAAGGGAAUUCGGACAUGCUUAUUGCAGCAAAUUCAAGUGGAUGUAUAAAAGUGUUGCAGAUGAUUUAAAGGAAAGUUAGCCUUUGAUGAUUGCUCUCUUACAGCUUGCUCUGAAGUUUUGUCCCUGCUGCUCAAGCCGAUGCCUUCAAUGACUUGAGGAACGCGUCCAAAGUUCUUCUGAGAUAUUGAGCUCGGGUUCACAAUUUGAUGUGGAAGGGAUUGAAUUUCCCCAUAACUGGAUGGAGAAGCUGAUCUGCUAUCUAAUUCCAGGUCUUGGGUUCAUCUUGAUGAGGAAACUCGGGGUUUCAUAAUUUCACAUCGUCAAAUGGGAAAGGCCAGUUAAAUAUUGAAUGAUCAAUCUUUAAAAGCGGAUCCAACAUGAAAAAGAAAAAGACUUCAGAACUGGAAGGCCGGGUGCUGAGUUUCUUCUAAAGCUAAAGAAUGUACCAUGUUGUCUGCAAAUUGCUUAUUGGAGCCUUUGUAAAUUGCAUUGCGGUCCUUUACAGCUUUACAGGCUUGUAGGAAUAAAUGAUUGUUUAUCAUCAAAACAUAAAAGCUGCUUCAUUACCAUGAAAGGAAAGCAUCCCCAGAAUUUCAAUUGUAACCCAACCAGUGGCGGCCUCAGCACCCCUCCUCCAGCGGUUGUAUAUAUAUUAAGGCCCUGCUACACAUACAAGUAAAAAGACCGUACAAGUUUUACAAGUUAUCAGCCCAAACUUUAUUAACAUGCGCACUAACUCAUUUUGAAUGGAGCGUAACUACAUGCGCCCCACUCAAACGGUUCCUCUUCGUCUUCUUUUUCUUCCUCCUCCUCCUCCUCUUUCUCUUCCUCUUCGUCUUCUUCUUCUUCUUCUCUUCUUCUUUGUCUUCGUCUUCUUCUUCUUCCUCUUCCUCUUCCUCUUCCUCUUCCUCUUCGUUUUUUUCGAUUUUCAUGGUUUCUGAAAUUCUUCUUCUUGCUGCACGUUCUUCUUCCUCUUACUCUUCUUCUUCUCCUUUUCUUUCGUUUAUGCACGUUCUUCUUCCUCGUUUUCUUCUUCUUCUUCUUCAUUUACGUCUUUUCUCUGUUUUCUCGUUUUUUUUUCAAUUUUUCAUGGUAAAAUCGUUUUUGAAGAAGAAGAAGCAGAAGAUGAGGAGGAGAAAGAGAAAGAGAUCUGAAUUAUGCAUAAGGUGUACUUCAACGAAUUUUGGGUGUAUUUUCUUAAAUUCUUUGGGUGUAUUUUCUGUAACCCUUUGGGUGUAUUCUAUAAUCGUUUGGGUGAAUUCUUGUAACCGUUUGGGUGUAUUUUUUGUAAUCCUUUGGGUGUAUUUCUGUAAUCAUUUGGGUGUAUUUGAGUGAUAUCUGACUGAUAUCUAUGGGUGUAUCUGAUUCAUAUCUAUGGGUGUAUCUUACUGAUAUCUAUGGGUGUAUUUUUCAUUUCAGAAAAAAUGGCAGGCAUUACAGAAAUACACCCAAACGGUUACAGGAAUUCACCCAAACGAUUAUAGAAAUACACCCAAAAGAUUACAGAAAAUACACCCAAAGGAUUUAAGAAAAUACACCCAAAAUCAUGCAUAAUUCAGAACUCUUUCUCUUUCUCCUCCUUAUCUUCUGCUACUUCUUCUUCUUCAAAAACGAUUUCAAAGCUCGAUAUCAAAAAACAAUAGAAAUCGAGAAUAACGAAAAAAGAAAACAGAGAGAAAAGCACGUAAAUGAAGAAGAAGAACAGAAAGAGGAAGAAGAACGUGUAGCAAGAAGAAGAAGAAGGAGAAAGAGAAGGCAAGAAACGUACCUUGAAUAAUAUUUCUUCGUUUUUUCUAGUGAUUUUGAUGAAGGAGAAAGAGAAAACGAAAAGAGGAGAAGAAAUUUCAAUAAAAAAAAGAGGGAGGAAGAGAAGAAAAAGAGACACAGAGAAAGAGGAAGAAGAAGAGGAAGCACGGAGAAAGAAGAAGAAGAAAAAGAGGCACAAAAAAAAAACGUGAAACGGCAUGAAUAAAGCGCGUGUAAGUGACGUAGGAAUUGCAACACGUUUUGGUGAAUUAUGCAUUAAUAAACUUGUAAUAGUUACAAGCCCUAAUCGCUUGUAUACUGAGCUUUCCCCAUAUAUUAAAGUAGCAUAGACCGACAUGAUGAUAUCUCAAAUAGAA
Messenger RNA from Arachis stenosperma, 5548 nucleotides. RefSeq names its product protein SPA1-RELATED 2-like. The transcript is spliced from 8 exons. The record is from RefSeq and is a predicted model, not a curated record. NCBI's taxonomy places the organism in Eukaryota, Viridiplantae, Streptophyta, Magnoliopsida, Fabales, Fabaceae. Gene Ontology annotation, molecular function: protein binding. Gene Ontology annotation, biological process: photomorphogenesis. Bases 350 to 3493 code for a protein of 1047 amino acids.